AUGUUCGAGGGCGCGGUCGCUGGGAUCUUGAACCGCCUCCUCGGCAAGUAUGUUCAAGACCUGGAUACUGAACACCUCAACGUGGGCAUCUUCUCCGGGAACGUCAACCUCACAGACCUUAAACUAAAACCGGAAGCUCUGUAUGAAUUAGAUUUGCCCAUCGAUGUAAAGAUCGGAACUAUCGGCAAAGUCAAUCUACAAAUACCGUGGUCGGGUCUGUACACGCAGCCCGUGGUGGUUCACAUCGAAGAUGUUUUAAUACUGGUGGGUCCAGCCAUCUCAAACAGCUACUUUGAUCCUGAACGCGAAAGGCGUCUCACAAGGGCAGCCAAACGAAAAAUCCUCCAAGAUCUAGAAGCGGAGAGCGAAAUACUCAAAGGCCCACAAAAUUUCUUCGAGAAUCUGUUCACGGCCAUCGUAAAUAAUUUACAGAUUUAUAUUCGUAAUGUCCACGUGAGAUAUGAAGACUCCAUAAGCUCCAAGGACGGGCCCCUGGCUUGCGGAUUAUGUCUGCAGAGUCUCUCCAUUGAAACCACUAACAGUAAAUGGAAGUCAUCAACGACCCCAGCCAACGCGUCGACCGUGUACCAGAUGAUGCGUAUUGAGUCUCUGUCGCUUUACUGGAACCCGACAGCCACGGCCUUAGAUGACGCUGAAGUGGCCAACAUAACCCCGAUACAGUAUUACAACUGGAAGCACUACAUGCUCACAGGACUUGACAAGUUCUCCAUGCAUCAUGAGGACUUCGAGUUCUUAUUGAAGCCUGUAACCUGCAAGGUGAAAGUCAUCAUCAAUCGUUCAGGAGAGGCUCGGGUACCUCGACUACUGCUGGAUGCUGUGCUGCAAGACAUCGCCCUCCAGCUAUCACGGCGGCAGUACCUGUCAGUACAUAACCUGCUUAUGUCAUUCCAAAGGAUAACUCUUAAUAGGAAAUACCGUCAUCUACAUCCUGGAAUACCUCUCACAAAGAAUGUAAAGAAAUGGUGGAAAUAUGCAUACAACGUGGUAGUAGAACAACGGGUCAGGCCUUACACCUGGGCCGCUAUAAAGAAACACAGGGAGAACUAUGACGCUUAUAAGAAAAUGUAUAAGAGUACUCUCAGGAGCCCGAAUGACAUUGAAAUAAAACUCGACUUGCAGAAAUGUGAAGAUAAUCUACCAAUUAUAUCUGUAGUUAUUGCGAGGGAACACGCCAAGUUCGAACUCUUAGCCCAAGAACCAGACAGGAUAGAGGUGGUGGAGACUGAAUUCGACUGGUGGAGGCCAGACUCACAGUCUGAGACCGAAGGUAUGGAGCUGUGCGUUAAGACGGAGAGAGGACGGAGUAUAUGGAGCCAUCUCUCCAGUCCUGAGAGAAGGAGGGUCUGCGAGCUGAUUGAUUACGCAGAAGGAGCAAGGGAUCGUUCUAAGCAAUAUAUUGAGCACAAAUUAAAUUUGACACUUGCGAACUGCACCUUUACCCUGAUGAAUCGCAGUAAGGAAGUGCUGGUGGUGAACCUCACGCAGUUCCUCGUCUCCUUAGAGACCAGACCAGCAGCUAAAGCUUAUAAGGUAUCAGCACGGACAGAAAGCAUCGUGGUAGAAGGAAUGUCUGAUGGAGAUCUAGUUCCAUUACUUCUAACCGCUCAAGGGUCUUUAGGUACAACUGUACUAGCUUUAGAUGUUGAGAAAAAUCCGGCAAACAGUCACGCGGAUUUAGGAGUUACAUGCCACGUUGAACCGAUAGAACUUAUUUAUGUUGAGCACGCGUUUACUGAACUUAUAAAUUUCUUCCAAACUCACUCAAUGACGUCCGAGGAACUGUCAGAACAAGUCUCGAAUGCGGUAGAACAAGUGACUGAAGCGAGUAAGGCCGUGCUAGCUCAUGCAAUAAGCAGAAGACAUGUGCUUCAUCUGAAUGUGGACAUAAAGGGUCCCGUUAUUGUGCUGCCAGAGCAUGGAUGUCUUUCUAAAGCCGGCCGCGUGAUGGUGAUCGAUGUGUCUCGAUUGGUGGUGAAGUCGGAGCUACAGCCGCCGGAGCCAGCCCUGGAGGACGCCACGUGUAUGGAGUUGGAGGAGAGGCUUUAUGACAGGUUUCAUGCGGAGUGUAUCUUACAGAUCAUUCUAUCCGAAGCAUCAUGCUGGCGUGAGGCGCGGAAGACACAGUCUUCAGCGUUGAUCCCGCGACUGAGGGCUCUCCUAGUCUUCUCCACCAGCAUUAAGAAAGAAUAUCGACUGUUGCCCAGAUAUAAACUAAACAUAUCACUCUCGAGUUUGAAGAUCAAUCUAUCUGAUCGUGUUAUUGGACACCUCCUGGACUUCUUUGACAACUUCCCCAUCCCGGUGCCGAAUACCGUGCCUGUGUCUUUCAUGGAUUCUGGAGAUUAUGUCGAAGAACACGAAGACCCGGAACUUCUGGAGGUUCUGGAAUUAGACAGAGUGACCGCAGACCCAGGAUACAAAGAUCUUGUCAGACUGAGGCAGAAAAUUGUGGCAGCGUAUUUUAGCCGAAAUAGGGCUGAAAGCAAGGCAGAUGGUGACAGCAUGAGAUCUCCAAUGGAGGAGUCCGUUCCUCUCGCGGAGAUCAGUGACGAGGACGUCGAGGAGUUCGCUCGUUCUGUUGACCUGCCCGGCUUUGAUGAUAACGUGUCACCAAGCAACACUAUUGACACACUCAUGAGAUUCAUUAUAGGUGAGAUAGUAAUAAACCUGAACCGCUCCAGCGAGCUCACUGAUAAGCCUUACCUGAUGCUGGUGGUGAGCGCGGUGUGCGCAGACGCUGCUCUCAUGCGUUACGGACCAGCUCUACAACUGUCACUCGCAUCCGUGCUGCUCGCAGACAAACAACACUGCACCAGCUCUGGACAAUACUUGGAGCUGCUGACCAGUUCCGGAGAACUGUUUAAUUUACUUUAUCGUAAGGUACGUGCCAACUGUCCCGAGUUCAGAUCUCACUUCCACAACGUUGAGCAGGCACUGGUGGCUGACACAGGACCCUUAGUGCUGUGUGCCCACGCUCCCGCGCUCACUGCUAUGUGCAACUACCUGCAGUAUGUAAGAAGGAAAAUACAGAAGCGUCACACUGUGAAUAUAAAGAAUCUGAUAUUGCCGAGAACUACAACGAUGUGGGACUAUCUGAUGACUCCAGAAGCUGACCCGCCGGUGCCGCCCGGGGCUACCAAGUUCAGUUAUUCCAUGAGAGUUUCAUCAAUAACAGCGCGUCUCUGUCACGCGGAGAGCGCCUUGGUGGAGGCGCGUAUCACUUCUUUAGAGAGUGACUGUGUGUUCCGAGCCAACGACAGGUUGAUCUUCAAGCUGUUCCUGGGCUCGCUGCAGGUGGAUGACUUAGCUGAAGCCACGCUCUAUCCCAAGUUGGUGUGGCCCGACGAGGACAAAGUCUUAGAGUUGAAGUACGUUCGUGCUGCAAUCGGUGCCCGAGCUCGUCAUGACGCCGAGCUUAGGGUACGGGUCGGCCGGCUUCAUGCUGUGAUGAUGUGCUCCAUGCUGUGGCAGUUGCAACAAUUCCUGGAGCCUCUGAUUCCCAAUUCGGCGGCCAACGAGGCUGCGGCUGCUGCUGAGAGAGUGGCCCAGGAGAGGGCGCGGGCAAUAAGAGCAGCACCCGUCAAGGUCAAUUUGGCUAUUGAGAUUCAUGCUCCAGUUCUACUUCUACCACAAAAACCUUCUUCUCCAAACUUAUUAGUUUUAAACAUGGGUGACCUCUUGAUCGAAAACUUCUUCAAGUCGGUUAACGCGAGUUUGGAGGCGAACACUCCUAUACAGAGCCCCGUCAUUGAUAACGUGCUGAUAAAACUCGUCAAUAUUACUCUUUCUCGUGCCGUUAUGACGCUGGCUGGGACUUUAGAAGUACAGGAGCCGAUCCUGGAGCCGAUUUCAGUGAGAUGUGACCUCAAGCACACAGUCAGCUACGUGCACAUCAACUCGGCUCAUAGAGACCUGCUGCUGUGUGAGGCGGAUGUAGUCAUGGAUACCGUCACUAUCAACCUUGGACAGAAGGACCUCGCGACCGUGCUCGCUGUGUGGACUGAUAACUUGAGCGAGGGACAUUACAUUGAAAGCAUUGUCCCAAGUUCACCGGUCGAGCUGGCACCGUCUGAAGCGACGGUUAAGAAACUACAGGCGUUUUUCGCUCAAGGUGAUCCAGUUAAAAAGGAAUCUGUUUUCAGAUUUUCUUUGGAAGGUAUCGAGUUAAAACUGUUUUCGGAUAUGGAUGAAAUACUCAGUUCUCCGGUUCGUGAUCUUAAUCAUGGUCUGGCUAAGCUAACAGCUGGAGAAGCGAACCUACAUGUAGACUACUUUUCUGAUGGAAGUAUGGAGGCCAAAGCCAGCCUUCAAAGCCUACUAGUUGAGGAUAUUAGACAAGACUCCGGUGUUGUGAUUAGAAGGAUCCUAGAAUCCCAAGGUGGUGGUAAGGUCGCUGGUUCAGGAUUCUCAGUAUCUCGUCCAGCGCUUAUAGAAUGUGGUUUAAGACGGUCAGCGAGGGCGACAACCUUAGAUGCGAGGGUUGAGAGGACAAGACUCAACCUGUCGCUGCCAUUCUUACUGCGUCUGGCGAGGACGCUUUUGGAUGCAUUGCCAGGCGAAAGACUAUUAGAAGGUGGAGUAAUAAAUCACGGAUAUGUAGGAGAUGCUCCUCGUCCGCGCACCCGGCCAGCCUCGACUGAUUCUACAAGUGGAUAUUUCUCUACUGCAACAUCAAUAUGUGAGGAUAUGCCAAGUUUAUCAAUAUCCAUACAAUGUCGGCAGCCAGAGAUAAUGUUUUUCACCGAUCUGACCAAAACCGAGGGUCACGCCAUUCUUCUACGGACUGAACUUCUUAUAGAUUACUCCAGCCAUUCUAACACGGAAAGUCUUGUCAUUUCGUUAGCUGGCUUACAAAUGAUGUCCAAACUGCAGUCCAAACUAAAGAAUCUGCCACCUCAGUUGGUUCUGAAGCCUUGUGAUCUAGAAUUUUCCAAGAGUUUCAAGACCAUGGAAGAAGGAAUUAUGGUUAAGUUAUCGAUUUCAGAAGUUGAUGUACAUAUCGCUCCAACAACCGUGCAUACUGUCAUGGACAUAAUAGAAGAAAUAACAACAGAACUUAUAGUUCCUGAUGAUAAGGAACUAUUUAAUUUUGCGACCUACAAUCCUCGUUCAGAGAAACAGGAUGAGGACCUCUGGGCUCCUAAAAAAAUAACACCAUACAUGGGCUACCCAGACAACAGUUACGUUCAACCUAAAUAUCCUACCAUGAGGUCUACUGAGACCUUCAUGUUGAAUGUGCCAAAAAUUCGUAUCACAUUUGAGAUAGAACACACUGUGAGGGUUCCAGUUUUAUUAGUUAAGCUAUCCUUGGAGGCAGUUCUUCAUGAGUGGUCUAGCGCCCUGCACGGUGGAGGUACAGUUCAUUUACUGGCACGCUGUUAUAACGAACGCGCAGCAGUUUGGGAGCCGCUACUGGAGACCGAAGUGGUCGACAACAUUUUAAAGCCAUGGGAGAUUACUGCUACUGUAUUCCAGGAGAAAUCCUACCCGAUAUCAUCGCGUCUAGAAUCUAAACAACAAGAAGAAACCGUGUGUGAUAGUGUUGCUGCAGAAUUAGUUAAGAAACCAAAGAAAAAAAAUGCUUUUGAAUCUGAAACUUCAGCUGACGAAGCUGAUACGGACAAUGAAAUGGUGUUCAUCAGAAAUCCUAAUGGAAAAGAAAAUAAAAACUACAAUAUGGACUAUAAAGUUGGAAACUUGUCAUUUUUAAAGAAAAUGGAUUAUGAAGAUUCUGAUUCUGACAAUGAAAAUGAAAAGGAUAAAUUGACGAAUGCUAUAGGACAUUUGUUUACAGAUAGUGACUCGAGCAUGGAUGAAAUAAGCAACGACGAAGAUUCUUCAGCACCAGAGCAGAGUGAAGCUGAAGCCAGCGAACGGGAAGAUGCUGAAGAAGUGGCGGUGUCGUUUGUAGACGGAGAAGAUAAGAAGAAGGGGGACAGUAAAAAUGUUACACUACAGGAACCAGAGAGAGAGGACAGUGUAGAUUCGUCAACAGAAGAUCGUUUGUGUACUUACAUCACACUUGAAGCGCGGUCACCACUGGAGGUGACGUUGGCCCCGGCUGCGGUGCGAGCGCUUCAAGCUCUUACAACUGCAAUAUGUGAUAGAACAGCUGCUGUGACUGCUUUAGUGGCGGGAGAGAACGGUCUGCAGUUGAUCAACGAUAUAGGUCCGGGUUCAACGGUGACACUUCGAACACACGCCCAGACUGACCUGGCCGGGAACGAUUACGUUCUUGCCGUCGCUGAUUAUGAUUCUGGCAGCCGGCCCAGCACUCCUGGUUGUGAUACAUCAGGUGCCGAUCUUCUGGAGGAUGAAGUAAAUAAAAAACAGGAGAUGACAGAUAUCAGCGAUGAGUGGGACUGUUUCGAAGGAGGUUUCGGUGCCUCAGCGCCAACAGGUUCAGAGCAUCAAUCACCCGUGGGCCAACCUUCCGUCGAGGAGUUGCGACGCCGCAUCACGGACUUGACACUAUCAGUCAAGUUGCUCGACUUUGACCAACUCAACAUCGUAUGUCCCCAACGUUCAGUGUCCAAGCUCCACGUGUUGCAUCCUAGUAGGAACAACACGCGCUACUACAUCGCAGUGGAACGCAGCGCCAGCUAUAACUACAAGAAGAUCGUGGUGCGGUCACCGUUGCAGGUUCGCAACGAAACUUCAUACGCUCUGGAACUCCUCUACCGUCAAUCAGAAUUGGAAGCAGCAGGAGCUGAACCCGUUGGUGCAGUCAGGAAUCCUUUCUGCGGCCUGGUGCGACUGGCUGUGCUCGCACCUCACGAUACUUACAAUGUGCCGCUAUACAUGGCCUAUCAUUGCCGUUUGUAUCUUCUGCCGAGCAGCAUCGAGAGUUAUCAAGCAUCAUCCCAGGGUCUAUGGUGGAUGGAGUUGGUAAAGGAAUUAGGGACGGCCAGGGAUUUAGUCUGUCCAGCCAUGGCUGAUGACGAUAACGGAGUUUUUGCAAUGAGAGUAUUAGCUGUGGAAGGUUGCAAAGCAAAUAAAGUGUCGAGAUCAAUACCGAACUUGUUGAUACGUAUCUUACCACCUCUGGCCCUUCACAAUCGGUUACCGUACGCGCUGCAAGUAUCAGGAGGAGCGUCCUUGAGGGUGGAGGCAGGCGAACGUGCUCAUCUUUAUCAUCUCCCUCCAUCGGACUCACACAGACUCACACUUGAGAUGCACUAUCUUGGAUUGCCGUGGUCGGGCUCGUUUACUUUGUCACCUGAUAUGGUUGAGAAGACGAUAAGCAUGACGACGGAAAUGGAAACAGAGGGUGGCAACAAACGUCUGUGUGUUCGUGCGAGACAACACGGCGGAGCUGACGGGGCGGAGGCCGAGAGACGAGUGCUGCUGUACGCUCCGGAGUGGAUCAUUAACAAGACUGGCCUGCCGCUGCAGAUAAAGGGUCACUCGGACACAUGCUACGAAUUAGCAGAUGAGCCUCUGCUGUGGUGUGAACGUGGCCGUAUAAGGGUUCGAGCUCACCAGUCAUGUUGGUCCCGUGCUGCACGCCCACACGCUCAUGCCCCGGGUUUGCUCGUGUGUGCUCAUGCAGAAAGACGGCAGAACUAUAGAAUGCUACUACAUGUAACCCUCUCGGAACUGUGCCCUCAGCUCACAAAGCUCGUGACUCUCCUGCCAUACUUCAUGGUAUUUAACGACACGCGUCGACCUUUGCGUUUCAUGGAAGAGAACGAAGCUGCCGAUCUUUGGCUGGACCUCAGCCCACAACAAUGUAUUCCCUUCUGGCCUCAAACUGACUCCAUGGCCAUGCAUGUCAAGUAUAGAGACUCCACAACCGUGUCUCAACAUUUCUCCAUUGUCAAGAAUCAUUUUACAGUACUCAGGAUGGAUAAGGGAACCGCCAUAUGUGUGGAUGUAACAGGAGGCACGGACAGGCCGUUCACGAUAACUUUCCGUCCGUACAACCCGGGCGACGCUCCCGUCAGAAUUGACAAUCUCUGUGACGAUCUGUUUCUAAAACUGCAUCAGGUCGACUCUGGUCAAGUGGCUUUGUUGAGUCCAUUUCAAUCUAUGCUGUAUACUUGGGACGAUCCGGUGAAGGAAAGAAGUCUUCUAUGGAACAUAUAUAACAAUAAGGGUAAAGGCUUCCUUGCAGAUUUCUCGCAGGAUGGAUUUGGCGAAGAAAAAGUUAGUUUUCAUUCAGUCAAGCAUUCCACACUAGUGGUGACAAAUAGUUACACUUCAAAAUUGUCUUCUACUUUAAAACGGUUGACUCCAAAAUCUCCGGAACCUGGUUCCUCCAGUAGUGGUGAUUCAGACAGUUGUGAUAUACCAGAAACACACACUAAAGCCAAAAAGGUGAGAAAAGACAAAGUCAUGGUGUACUGGGUUUCUUUUAUGGAUGGUUACCAAAGAGUUUACGCACUGGCUCAAGAUGAGAAAAUCGCACAUCAGUACAAAAUGAGAAUUAAUUCUGAGCUAAGCAACUAUGAGGUCAAUUUGUCACUGGCUAGAGUUGGAUUUUCUAUUUGCAUUCAAACAAGUGAUGGGGUCAAGGAACUGUCCUACGUGAGUUGUACAGACUCUGUUCCGAGAUGGGAAGUGAAUGUGGGCAACAAUUGGAAACAACUAGCAACAGAUGUUACUGCUUGGGUCGAGGAAAAAUAUCAAACAGAGCAAAAGAAAUGUCAGUUGAAGGAGUUUUUACAUAUCGAUCUGGAAAAAAUGCACAUGACUAAACCAUUUUUCUCUGAACUUCGAAGAACUUACAAUCCAGGAGUAUGUUUGCAGCUCCGAAAAUCCGAUACCUUUACUUUCUGCCAUUUAAAGUUACAGAGACUACAAAUAGACAACCAGCUACACGAAGCUGUGUUCCCUAGCGUGCUUUACCCUGCUCCUUUAACCCCCAACGUGAAGUCCCGUGACUUUAAGCCAUGCGUGGAUAUUGUUAUAUUAAAACAAUACAGACCGAGUCUCAACCAAGACGUGUACAAAUAUUUGAAGGUCUUAAUACAAGAGCACUGCGUCAACUUAGAUAGAGGUUUUGUUAAUCAUGUUUUUGAUAUCUUGAAUCAUUGGAAGGUUGAGGAGAAGCCUGCUGUUAGGCUCAGAGCGGACUUGGCUCUAGUGCACAUGCCUUUACCUGUUAUAGCCAUGAGGAGUCAGACCAGCGCGACGAAGGAUGUCGUGUUUGAAUAUGUUCAUUUAUCUCCGUUGAAAAUUGUUUUAAGCCUAUCAUCCAGGGGAUACUUAAAUGAGAAUGUCGAUAGUCCAACACAGAUAACGUACGGGUUAAAAGAGAAUCGACCAAAACUGUUCAACAGUGAUCUCUUGGAGUACUUGUUUAAUUCGUGGGGAUCCUCUCUUUGUGACAUGAAAGACGUUGUUCUCAGAAUGAGUUUUCUGGAAUUGCAUAACACACCGAUCAGUCUUCCUGGCUUACUGGACGCUGCUACUCGCCACUACCGCUUGCAGUUGGUGCAGCAGUUCUAUGUGCUGGUGCUCGGCCUUAAUAUUCUCGGCAAUCCGUACAGUUACAUUGGAGAUUUUUCCAAGGCACUUAAAGACUUUUAUGAGCCUUGCAUGGGUUCAGCGCGUGCCCGCCGUUCUUUAUGCUCGAUUCCAACCGUGAUAAACUUGCCUACUACUGGAGAUGAAAUACUCAAAACUAAGAUCAAACGUCGUUCUGGAGACGAUUUUGAGAUCGUUGACAAUCUUCCAGAAGCCGUGAUAGAAGCAAAUAAGAAAAACCCGGCAAGUAUAGCGUUGGCCAUAACCGGACUCAUUGGAAGACCUAACUUUGACGUGUGUCGCGAGGCGUCUCGCCUGUCACAGAGUGUGUGUGGAUACGGCGCCGACACCGCGCUGAGAGCAUGCGGUCAGCGCGCCGCCGGCAGGCUUGUAGCAAGGAAGAGAUUGCCUCGACAUUGUUCGAAUGUUGAGGGUCUCAAGCCUUACAGUGAGUGGUCGGCUCGUGGCGCGGUGUUGUUCAGGCAGCUCUGUCGCGGGCAGACCGAUGAGGAAGUGGUGGCUCAUCUGCAUUUGGGAGGCGUACCUUCCUUCACCACUCUACUUAUAACUACACAACAUGUAUAUAUAGCAUGUGCUAGCGGCGGCCGCGGCUGGCGACCUCAAUGGACGGCUAGAUUACAAGACAUCUUGGAUGUACGUGAAGACGGCUCACGGCUCAUCCUUAACGUACGACAGGACGAAGCCACGAACUACUAUUCAAGUGAUGAGAAAGUAAUAGACAUACCUGAUCCAGAUGUUUUAUUAUGGCUGCGAGGUAAGAUGGAGUGCGCGCUCGUAUACGCUCUAGAGGACAAGAGACAGGAGUAA
Molecule: messenger RNA, 10320 nt
Organism: Danaus chrysippus (African queen)
Lineage: Eukaryota; Metazoa; Arthropoda; Insecta; Lepidoptera; Nymphalidae
Source: the annotation of a GenBank genome assembly